GACGUACUCUGGAUUGUGCUGUGAACCUCUAGGUAAAAACAUGAGGCUUUUACAGAUUUGGUUGGGCAUGACGAUAGUGCUUUACAUAAUUACUGGUUUUGAAGAAAAGCUGUUGUUUUCGACUUCUUCUGGAAAAAUAAAAGAAUUGAAUAUAAAAAACGGGAAAGUGAUAGUACUUGGUAAUGCAGAAAGUAAGGUAUUUGUACUUGCAUACGAUAAUGAAGAAAAAUAUGUGUAUGUUCCAAGACAGACUCAGGGGCAAAUAAUAAGAUUUCCUUAUCCAAGUAAUCAAACCACUGAGUUUGAAAUUGUUGUCUCGGAAAUUGAUCCUGGCGGGAUCGCAUUUGACUCCGAACAUAGUCAUCUAUACUGGACUGAACCUAUGGAAGGAAAGAUAAUGAGAUGUAAUACAGAUGGAUUAAAUAAAACCAGAAUUUGUAAUGACACAGUCGAACCUGCUGCACUUACAAUUGACAAAGGACAUAGAUGGAUGUACUUUGGUCAAGGCAUUCCCAAUGGAACAAUACACAAAUUAUCACUGGAAGGUGAGGGACACCAUAUUAUAAAUGACCAGGCAUCGUGGGUGUUUGGUAUACAUGCAGACGAUACCCGACUUUACUGGAUGGACAAUUCAAUGGGAGAUUUAAAAUCAGCUUGGUUUGAUGGGACCGAUAUUCAGACGAUAGUUAGCACCAAUUCCUUUAAGCUGAACGGGGACAUCGAUGUCAACGAUGAGUUCAUCUUCUACACAAGCAGUACACAAAUUUUGAAAAUAAACAAAAAUGCAGGAGAAGUUCCUAUUGUUUUGCACACAGAUACAGAACGGGUUCAUGGACUUUUGUUCUAUAAGCAAGAAAGUAAGCAGAUAUAAAUAAGUAUGACUAAUUAUGAACUUUGUCAUAUAAUUACAUGAAAUUAAAAUUAGGUUAUAGUACCAAUAGGGCUUGACUGGUCUGUGGAAAUUUAUGUUAACAUUUAACUUAGUGUUAAUGUUAAACUAUUCCCAUCAUCCACUCAUUUAAAGCUUUUACAAA
Molecule: messenger RNA, 1034 nt
Organism: Mytilus californianus (California mussel)
Lineage: Eukaryota; Metazoa; Mollusca; Bivalvia; Mytilida; Mytilidae
Product: very low-density lipoprotein receptor-like
Exons: 5
Coding region: 41-871 (276 amino acids)
Source: RefSeq, a predicted model, not a curated record